Molecule: messenger RNA, 1069 nt
Organism: Salvelinus namaycush (lake trout)
Lineage: Eukaryota; Metazoa; Chordata; Actinopteri; Salmoniformes; Salmonidae
Product: homeobox protein Hox-A11b-like
Exons: 2
Coding region: 130-996 (288 amino acids)
Biological process (GO): anatomical structure development; regulation of transcription by RNA polymerase II
Cellular component (GO): nucleus
Molecular function (GO): RNA polymerase II cis-regulatory region sequence-specific DNA binding; DNA-binding transcription factor activity, RNA polymerase II-specific
Source: RefSeq, a predicted model, not a curated record
CGUCUUACAAUUUGUUGCUCAACGGAUCUGCUUCAAAGUGACUGGAGCCUAGCAGCACAUAGGAACGAUGCGAAGGGAGGGUUGGUAGACUAUUAGAGUAGGCUACAGGCUACGCAAGAUCGAAUCAUUAUGGAUUUUGAUGAGCGGGUCCCAGUUGGGUCUAAUAUGUAUUUGCCCGGCAGCUGCACCUAUUACGUCUCGGGAACAGACUUCUCAAGCCUCCCUCCUUUUUUGUCCCACCAUAGUCAGUCUUCUUGUCCCUUGACAUAUUCCUACCCAUCCUCAACUCUGCCACAGCUUCCGUCUGUCAGAGAGGUAGCUUUCAGGGACUAUCAUGGCAUUGGUAGCUCCAGUAAAUGGCACCACCAUAGGGGCGGUAUGUCACACUGCUACCCCACUGAGGACACGGUGCAUAGGGACUGUCUAUCAAGCUCGACCACCUUGGGGGAAAUAUUCACGAGAAAUAACUCCAGUGAUGUCUAUCACUCCAGCAGCUCCAAUCCUACAUCAAGUCUCCAGGGCAGUGUGAGUAGGAAUGGAGUGUUACCGCAAGCAUUUGAUCAGUUUUUCGAUACUGCUCAAGGGAGCGCAGACACCACACCAACAAGCGAACACUCCGUGGACAGAACUGUCACCAAACAACCUACAGUUCCGGUGACCGGUUCCGACAAGUGCCGGGAUACAGAGGAGGGACCGCCGGGCGAGGUGAGCUGCAGCCCCGUAUCUUCUUCCGGCAACAAUGAGGAGAAAUAUAGCGCCAGCCGUGGACAGAGAACCCGUAAGAAGAGAUGUCCAUACACCAAAUACCAAAUCAGAGAAUUGGAGAGGGAGUUCUUUUUCAGUGUUUACAUCAACAAGGAGAAACGUCUUCAACUUUCGAGGAUGCUCAAUCUCACCGACCGCCAAGUUAAAAUCUGGUUUCAAAACAGGAGGAUGAAAGAGAAGAAACUGAACAGAGACCGUUUUCAGUAUUAUACCACGAACCCUAUGUUGUAACACUGGCUGAUGGAUGUCAUCUCCCCUCAGACAAGGCAUGCAUGAAGCUCAAUCGCUAAUUUCAAGUUCGUUG